AUGCGUAAUGAAAAAUUAAUCAUACAGGGAUUCAUCUUCCUAACAGCGGUGGUUACCGUAUUGUCUGGCUACGCUCCACUACCAGUUGAUGACCUCAGUGAGCCCAUUCCCUACGACACUGGUUUCAACGUUCAAGAUGAGCUGGGCACAUCUCUCAGUCGCCAAGAGAGUGGAGAUGGAAACGGCAACGUUCAGGGAUCUUACGGCUACAUCGAUCCCAACGGCGUCUGGAGGGAAGUAAAAUACACUGCUGGUGUUGAAGGCUUUCAAGCAUCCAUCUUGACGAAUGAACCUGGAACUUCUAACCAGAGCCCGGCGGACGUUCAAGUUUCUGCUCAAGAACCACCAGCAGGUUUGCAGCCCAUUGAAGUUCCUGCCGUCCGUCCCAAGGUCGUACUACCCGCUUAUAAAAAGGUUAUUGCUGCUCCUGCUCCAUUGAAGGUUCGGGUGGCUGCUCCGGCUCCUGUCCCCGCUUUCUCUGUACCUGUUCGCCCUGCUCUGAAGUACAGCGCACCCGCCUUUCCAUACGCUGCCCCCGCCCCCUUUCUAAAAACACUAAAAGAAGCAGGACUUGGGAGUGGUAAUUUUUCAACAAAGUCUGACAUGUUGUCUAAGGCCGUGAUCUUGCUGUGUCUUGUCGCCGGAACUUUUGCCGGAUACCUUCCUGCCGUUGCUCCUGCUUAUGAUAUCAACAUCCCUACCCCUUACGACACUGGCUACGACACCGUCGAUGAGUACGGCACCAGACAGAGCCGUCAAGAAAGUGGAGAUGGUAACGGUAGAGUCCAGGGCUCAUAUGGCUACACUGACCCUUGGGGCACCAGCCGUCUGGCCAUGAUUUUGCUGUGUCUUGUCGCCGGCACUUUCGCCGGAUACCUUCCUGCCGCUGCUCCUGCUUACGAUAUCAACAUCCCUACCCCUUACGACACUGGCUACGACACCGUCGAUGAGUACGGCACCAGACAGAGCCGUCAAGAGAGUGGAGAUGGCAAUGGUAGAGUCCAGGGCUCAUAUGGCUACACUGACCCUUGGGGCACCAGCCGUCAGGUAAACUACGUAGCUGAUGAAGGUGGUUUCCGUGCCUGGAUUUCAACAAACGAAGCUGGAACCGACAACCAGAAC
Molecule: messenger RNA, 1122 nt
Organism: Limulus polyphemus (Atlantic horseshoe crab)
Lineage: Eukaryota; Metazoa; Arthropoda; Merostomata; Xiphosura; Limulidae
Exons: 8
Cellular component (GO): chitin-based extracellular matrix
Molecular function (GO): structural constituent of chitin-based larval cuticle
Source: RefSeq, a predicted model, not a curated record